CGCGUGUGUAACCCCCCUCCCCUCAAUGGCGGAUACGGUAGCCAUGUUGUUGUAGCAAAACUGCAGACGAAUUUCGUCGCUGUCGACACUAGUGACUUCUGCUCAUCUACCAGUUCGAAGUGCUCGUCCAUUUUGCUUCUCGUCACAACCGUCGUUUUGUGGAGGACAACAUGAGUGGCGGGACGCCGUACCUCGGCAGUAAAAUCAGCCUCAUCUCGAAGGCCGAGAUCCGCUACGAAGGGAUUUUGUACACCAUCGACACCGAGAACUCCACGGUGGCUUUAGCUAAAGUGCGUUCCUUCGGUACUGAAGACCGGCCCACUGACAGGCCCAUCCCGCCUCGCGAUGACACCUUUGAGUACAUCAUCUUUCGAGGAAGCGACAUCAAGGAUCUGACAGUGUGCGAGCCCCCAAAGCCCACAAGCUCCUUCCCCCAGGACCCAGCCAUCGUCCAGUCCUCCAUAAGUUCCACUCCAUCAUCCUCGGCCGCUGUGCUUCCCAACGCCUUCCCGUCUGCAACUUCCUAUGGACUCUUCAACCGCGCCCCGCUUUCCUCCUACAACCAGUUUAACACCAGCACCCUAGUCGCCCCUCAAUAUGGAGGCGUCGGACGCAGCAGCCCACCUCCAGAUCCUGUGAAGAAGAGCGCCCCCAUUGUGGAACAGGUGAGAAAAUCUGCUCCAAGCACUGCCACGGCUGCCGUACCUGCCAUCCCAAGCCUGGGUCGCCGUAGCCCCGCCCAGACUCGUACGGCUCCUCCCACUUUGACUCAAAGCACUGGAAGGACUCCACAGCAGGACCUUGUGGACCCGAGGAGGGCACACGCUAACCGUAGGGGAAGAGGGGGCGGACACCGAGGAAGGGGCCGCUUCAACGUGCGACGUGACGGUGCCGUCAAGUUUGAGAAGGACUUUGACUUUGAGAGCGCCAACGCCCAAUUCAACAAGGAGGACAUUGAACGGGAGUUUCAGAGCAAGCUGAAGAUAAAAGACGACAAGUCGGAGCAGGCGGUGAACGGCGAAGAGAAAGGCGAGUCCAGCGUUGAGACACAGAACGACACGAGCAACGCGCAUGAAGAGGGUGACACGCUCGGUCCGAACUGCUUUUACGACAAGACCAAGUCCUUCUUUGACAACAUCUCAUGUGACGACAGCAGAAAAGCCAACGACAGGUGUGGAGGCAGCGUUUUCCCGAGAGAGCGUCGGAAGACUUGGGCGGAGGAGAGGCGAAUGAAUGCGGAGACUUUUGGCGUCCCCUUUCGUCACGGUCAGGGCCAUGGGGGUUAUCGUGGUCGCGGCUUCUCAGGCUUCCGUGGAAGUCGUGGCCGUUCGUCUAGCCGGGGCUCCUUCGCGCCGCCACAAGGCUUCAGAGGCGGAUACCGUGGAAACAGCCAGGCCGGGCGGGAGUUUGCCGACCUAUCAGCAUACAGGAAGGACAACAAAGUGGCGGCGUAGCGGCGAGGAGGAAAGUCGUCACGUUUUUGUCACCAGCACUGGUUCACUUACAAUGUGGCGUUUUCUGAGCUCAACCUUUGAUAAGAUUUUCUUAGCUGUCCAGGCCCGUGCUUUAUUUGGGGAGAUGUGGUAUUUUUUCUACGAGACGUCACGUAGCCUUUCGCUUGCCUGUGCUCCGCUCGUUCCUGCCGUCUGAAGUCCUCCUCAGCUUCAUCUCGUUCCAGCUCCUCACAUUAAAAUGUGCUCGUUUCGCCUCCUAAUUCCGACACGUUUUGACCUUUAAAGUACAAUUUAGCGCCCCAAAGAUACAAGAUUACACUUGCACUAUUCUAGCAGCAGGGGGCCCCAGCGUUGUCAUCAGGGAUGAGCAAAUUAUGUGAUCAUUUGUUCUCUUCACAUGGCAUAAUCGCACUUCAGUUAACUGCCAACUUUAACUUUUGCUAAACGUUCUGUAAUUAGUAAGAUGAAGUGUCAUUAAAGUAACAGUAAGACACCAAG
Messenger RNA from Entelurus aequoreus (snake pipefish), 1952 nucleotides. It is a transcript of the gene lsm14aa, whose product is annotated as LSM14A mRNA processing body assembly factor a. Gene Ontology annotation, molecular function: mRNA binding. Gene Ontology annotation, cellular component: P-body. NCBI's taxonomy places the organism in Eukaryota, Metazoa, Chordata, Actinopteri, Syngnathiformes, Syngnathidae. The transcript is spliced from 9 exons. Bases 171 to 1454 code for a protein of 427 amino acids. Gene Ontology annotation, biological process: P-body assembly; cytoplasmic stress granule assembly. The record is from RefSeq and is a predicted model, not a curated record.